Eutrema salsugineum is the source of this 1718-nucleotide messenger RNA. Its product is annotated as protochlorophyllide-dependent translocon component 52, chloroplastic. Lineage: Eukaryota; Viridiplantae; Streptophyta; Magnoliopsida; Brassicales; Brassicaceae. Gene Ontology annotation, molecular function: 2 iron, 2 sulfur cluster binding; chlorophyllide a oxygenase activity. The transcript is spliced from 7 exons. The record is from RefSeq and is a predicted model, not a curated record. Bases 1 to 1620 code for a protein of 539 amino acids.
AUGGAAGCUGCUCUUGCUGCAUGCACUGUUCCAUCGCCCCGAAUCCUCAAACCUAAAUCUCGUUUCAGAAGUUCCUUCUCCAAUCAAAGACCCAUUUCUCCAUACUCCUUUAUCUCCAAAUCCUCACCGCCGAAAUCCAAUCGAUUUACUGCCGCAGUUUCAUCAUCACCACCGUCAUCGAUCGCUACCUCAACGAAUUCUCCGCCGGAAGCUGAACCCAAACCCGAUUCCGGGUCGGAAAAGUUCGAUUGGUACGCGAAUUGGUACCCAGUGAUGCCAAUUUGCGAUCUGGACAAGAAGGUUCCACACGGGAAGAAAGUUAUGGGGCUUGAUUUGGUGGUUUGGUGGGACAGGAACGAGAAUCAGUGGAAAGUGAUGGUUGACACGUGUCCUCAUCGUCUUGCUCCGUUGUCCGACGGAAGGAUCGAUCAAUGGGGGAGAUUGCAGUGUGUCUACCAUGGAUGGUGCUUCAACGGAUCCGGCGAUUGCAAGCUCAUACCUCAAGCACCUCCUGAUGGACCUCCGGUCCACACUUUCAAGCAAGCUUGUGUAGCUGUUUACCCAAGUACUGUACAGCAUGAGAUCUUGUGGUUUUGGCCAAACACUGAUCCAAAGUACAAGGAUAUUCUUGAGACGAAUAAGCCUCCUUACAUUCCAGAGUUGGAAGAUCCAUCAUUCACUAAGAUGAUGGCAAAUCGUGAUAUUCCUUACGGGUAUGAUGUGUUGGUGGAAAACCUCAUGGACCCGGCUCAUGUUCCCUAUGCACAUUAUGGACUAAUGCGGAUUGCUAAACCAAAAAAGAAGAUUGACAGAGAAGGCGGAAAACCACUCGAAAUCACCGUAAAAAGGCUAGACAAUGAAGGUUUCUUUGCAAAACAAGAAUGGGGAUAUGCUAAUUUUAUCGCACCAUGUGUGUAUCGUGCUUCCACAGAGCCUCUAACAGAGCAAGAAAACGAGUCUGUCACAUCAGCUGCAUCUGACAAGGCGGCAAUGUCAAAGCGCAAAUUGUCGUUAAUCUUUAUAUGCAUUCCGGUCAGCCCAGGUCGCAGUAGGCUAAUAUGGACGUUUCCGAGAAACUUUGGCGUAAUUAUUGAUCAGAUUGUUCCUAGAUGGGUGUUCCACAUUGGUCAAAACAAGAUUCUAGACUCAGAUUUGCACCUCCUUCAUGUCGAGGAGCGGAAGAUACUGGAGAGGGGGCCUGAAAACUGGCAAAAAGCUUGCUUUAUCCCAACGAAAUCAGAUGCUCUCGUGGUUACAUUCAGAAGAUGGUUCAACAAGUACAGUGGGUCUCAAGUUGAUUGGAGAGGAAAGUUUGAUCCAUCUCUUCUUCCUCCUACGCCUCCUCGAGAACAGCUCUUCGACAGGUAUUGGUCGCACGUCGAGAACUGCAGCAGCUGCAAGAAAGCUCACAAAUAUCUCAAUGCGUUUGAGGUGAUGUUGCAAAUUGCAUCGGUUGCUUUGAUCGGAGUUAUGGCCGUGACCAAGCAAAUCACAAUGUCUACUGUGGCAAGAAUCGUGGUGGUUGCGGCGGCUGUUUUGAGUUUUGCGGCUUCAAAGUGGCUAUCACAGUUCAUCUACAAGACAUUCCAUUACCAUGACUACAACCAUGCUCUUGUUUGAAAUGGAUAUUGGUGUGUACAUAACCAGAACCUUGCUCAUGUUAUAAUAUAAGAAACCUGGGCUAGUGCCUCAGAUUUUUUGAGAAAAUCUUUAGAACC